Molecule: messenger RNA, 1616 nt
Organism: Carassius gibelio (silver crucian carp)
Lineage: Eukaryota; Metazoa; Chordata; Actinopteri; Cypriniformes; Cyprinidae
Product: gastrula zinc finger protein XlCGF57.1-like
Exons: 1
Coding region: 27-1334 (435 amino acids)
Source: RefSeq, a predicted model, not a curated record
CCCAUAAAGGAACGCUUAAAGGCCACAUGAGAAUUCACACCGGAGAGUGGCCUUACUCCUGCAAAUUGUGUGGAAAAUGCUGUGCUACAAAGCAAAGCUUUAAAUAUCACAUGAACAUUCACACGGGAGAGAAGCCGUUCAAAUGUGAUCAGUGUAAAAAGAGUUUUGCACGUAAAGGAAGCCUUAUUUCGCACAAGAGGAUUCAUUCAAAAGAGAACCGUUUUACAUGUCAUCGGUGUGGAAUGCGUUUGCCUAGCAUGAAACGCCUCAACAGACAUGUAGUAAUUCAUCCCGGAGAGAAGCCUUUCAAAUGCCCGCAGUGUGAAAGGAGUUUCAGAUUCAGUAACUACCUUAAGAUUCACAUGAGAAUGCACACUGGAGAGAAGCCCUUCACGUGUCAUCUCUGUGGAAAUGGUUUUAGUCGUAAAGCAAGCCUACAGACUCACAUGAGAAUCCACACUGGAGAGAAGCCUUACACUUGCCCUCAGUGCGGAAAGAAUUUUGCAUAUAAAGAAUCCUUUGGUUGCCACAUGAGAACUCACACUGGAGAAACCCCCUUCAGCUGCAAAUUGUGUGGGAAGAGCUUCUCGCAUAAAGGAAAUCUUAGCCAUCACAUGAUAAUUCACACUAGAUAUAAGCCUUUUAAAUGUGAUCAGUGUGGAAAGAGUUUCAGACACAAAGGAUCUUUUAAUUACCACUUAAGGUCUCACUUAAGAGCAAACUCUUUUACAUGCCAUCAAUGUAGAAAGAAUUUCGCCAACAGAAAAGAUCUUAAGAAGCAUAUACUAACUCACACCGGAGAGACACCUUUCAUGUGCCAUAACUGUGGAAAGAGUUUCACACUUAAAGGAAGCCUGAAGACUCACUUAAAAAUUCACACUGGAGAGAAGCCUUUCACUUGCCAUUACUGUAGCAAGACUUUCAGAUUUAAAGGGAACCUCCAGACUCACACGAGACUUCACACUGGAGAGCGGCCUUUCACCUGCCUCAAGUGUGAGAUGUGUUUUACAUACCAAAGAGACCUGAAACGUCAUCUGCAAAGUCAUCCUGGAGAGAAUCUGCAGAGUUCUACGCGUGACCAGAGGUUGAGAAAAAGGAGCAAUUUCAAAAAUCCCCUGCCCAUUUCAUCGGGAGGAACGCGAUUCAAUUGCGAUCAGUGUGAUAAAAAAUUUAUUUUACCAUCACACUUAAAGAUACACCGGAAAAGUCAUGUGGAUGUGAGACGUUAUUGGUGUUCUUCAUGUGGGAAAAGAUUUAAAUGGCUUGGUAAUUUAAAAUGGCACCAGAAAUUACUUAUCUGUGUCAAAUUAAGGCUACGUUCACGCAACACCUGAAUGUGGGCCAAACAUGAACUUCUGACGUCAAAACGUCAAAAUUGCAUUAUUUGACUGAACUGUAGAAAGAGAAUGCACUGUUUAACAUCUUCUCAAAGACCAUAUGCAUAAGGCUUAAAGUUAGAGCUCUUUUGAUGACACCUGCAAGCUGGUUCCAGUCGAACUGCUCCUACUAAAAUGCUUUAACCCAAUGAUUUUCAAACAUUUCCGUGAAUUAUCCCCAGCAAUGUACAUAUUUUAUGUCUCCCUAUAUCUGACACACCCACUUCAGGUCUUGCAGUC